AUGCUCCGGUUACCUGCAGUCCUCCGACAGAUGAGGCCAGUGUCCAGGGUACUGGCAUCUCAUCUUACUCGGGCUUAUGCCAAAGAUGUAAAAUUUGGUGCAGAUGCCCGAGCCCUAAUGCUUCAAGGUGUAGACCUUUUAGCCGAUGCUGUAGCCGUUACUAUGGGGCCAAAGGGAAGAACAGUGAUUAUUGAACAGAGUUGGGGAAGCCCCAAGGUAACAAAAGAUGGUGUGACUGUUGCUAAGUCAAUUGACUUAAAGGAUAAAUACAAAAAUAUUGGGGCCAGACUUGUUCAGGAUGUUGCCAACAACACAAAUGAAGAGGCUGGAGAUGGCACCACCACUGCUACUGUAUUGGCACGCUCUAUUGCCAAGGAAGGUUUCGAGAAGAUUAGCAAAGGCGCUAAUCCAGUGGAAAUCAGGAGAGGUGUAAUGUUAGCUGUUGAUGCUGUAAUUGCUGAACUUAAGAAGCAGUCUAAACCUGUGACAACUCCUGAAGAAAUUGCACAGGUUGCUACAAUUUCUGCAAAUGGAGACAAAGAAAUUGGCACCAUCAUUUCUGAUGCCAUGAAAAAGGUUGGAAGAAAAGGUGUCAUCACAGUAAAGGAUGGAAAAACCUUGAACGAUGAGUUAGAAAUUAUUGAAGGCAUGAAGUUUGACCGAGGUUAUAUUUCCCCAUACUUUAUUAAUACAUCAAAACUUGAAAUUGCCAAUGCUCACCGCAAGCCUUUGGUCAUAAUUGCUGAAGAUGUUGAUGGAGAAGCUCUAAGUACUCUCGUUUUGAAUAGGCUAAAAGUUGGUCUUCAAGUUGUAGCAGUCAAAGCUCCUGGUUUUGGUGACAAUAGAAAGAACCAGCUUAAAGACAUGGCUAUUGCUACUGGUGGUGCAGUAUUUGGAGAAGAGGGAUUAACACUGAAUCUUGAAGAUGUUCAGGCUCAUGACUUAGGAAAAGUUGGAGAGGUCAUUGUGACUAAAGAUGAUGCCAUGCUCUUGAAAGGAAAAGGUGACAAGGCUCAAAUUGAAAAACGUAUUCAAGAAAUCGUUGAGCAGUUAGACAUCACAACUAGUGAAUAUGAAAAGGAAAAGCUGAAUGAACGACUGGCAAAACUUUCAGAUGGAGUUGCUGUGCUAAAAGUUGGUGGGACAAGUGAUGUGGAAGUGAAUGAAAAAAAAGACAGAGUUACAGAUGCCCUCAAUGCAACACGAGCUGCUGUUGAAGAGGGCAUUGUUCUCGGGGGUGGUUGUGCUCUACUUCGAUGCAUUCCAGCCUUGGACUCACUAGCUCCAGUAAAUGAAGAUCAGAAAAUUGGCAUAGAAAUUAUUAAAAGAACACUCAAAAUUCCUGCAAUGACUAUUGCUAAGAAUGCAGGUGUUGAAGGAUCCUUGAUAGUUGAGAAAAUUAUGCAAAGUUCCUCAGAAGUUGGUUAUGAUGCUAUGCUUGGAGAUUUUGUCAAUAUGGUAGAAAAAGGAAUCAUUGAUCCAACCAAGGUUGUAAGAACUGCUUUAUUGGAUGCUGCUGGAGUGGCCUCCCUGUUAACCACAGCAGAAGUUGUAGUAACAGAAAUUCCCAAAGAAGAGAAGGACCCUGGCAUGGGCGGAAUGGGUGGAAUGGGAGGUGGUAUGGGAGGUAUGGGAGGUGGCAUGUUCUAG
Messenger RNA from Chrysochloris asiatica (Cape golden mole), 1650 nucleotides. It is a transcript of the gene HSPD1, whose product is annotated as heat shock 60kDa protein 1 (chaperonin). Gene Ontology annotation, biological process: T cell activation; protein import into mitochondrial intermembrane space; apoptotic mitochondrial changes. Lineage: Eukaryota; Metazoa; Chordata; Mammalia; Afrosoricida; Chrysochloridae. Gene Ontology annotation, molecular function: ATP binding; ATP-dependent protein folding chaperone; protein-folding chaperone binding. Gene Ontology annotation, cellular component: mitochondrial inner membrane; mitochondrial matrix. Bases 1 to 1650 code for a protein of 549 amino acids. The record is from RefSeq and is a predicted model, not a curated record. The transcript has 11 exons.